GGGGAGCACUGACGUCAGCGCGCAGUCACCGCCGGCGUGGGGGGAGGGAGGAGUGGAGCCAAAGGAGCGCCGCGCACAGCAUCCACUCGGAUGAAACGUCCUCAUCCCUCCCUCCCUCCUUCUCGUCCUUCUUACGUCGGCGCGGCUGCGUCGGGGAGCCCCCCUCGCUCCCAGGCUAUAUAAGACACCUGCGAGCAGAGUCCCUCACACACUGUCACCGGAUCGAGGCGAGCCGAGCCGAACCGAGCGCUGCGAUGAAGCACGUCCAAUAACCGACGAGUGCUUGUGUGCCAAGCGGGAUAUUUUCUUCCCCCCCACCAUCCGUAACAAGUAUGUACCGCUCAACUAAAGGAGCCUCCAAGGCCAGACGGGACCAGAUCAACGCCGAGAUCCGCAACCUCAAGGACUUGUUGCCCAUCUCCGACGCGGACAAAGCCAAGCUAUCCUACCUUCACAUCAUGUCGAUGGCGUGCAUGUACACCAGGAAAUCCGUCUUCUUCUCAUCGCCGGAGGCGGGAAGCGCAUCAGUGGAGCCGAGCGCCCGCUUCCUGUCCAUGCCCGAGCUGUCCGACCUGAUGCAGGCCAUACCGGGCUUCCUCAUGCUGCUCACAGCCGAGGGGAAGCUGCUCUACCUGUCCGACACAGUCUCCGACCACCUGGGCCACUCCAUGGUGGACCUGGUGGCGCAGGGAGACAGCGUGUAUGACAUCAUUGAUGCUUCAGAUCAGAUGACUGUCAGAAAUAAUCUGUCCAGCACAGCCUCCCCCGAGAUGGAUCGUCUGUUCCGGUGCCACUUCAACACCUCCAAGUCGGUGCGCAGGCAGAGCGCCGGGAACAAGUUGGUUCUGAUCCGAGCUCGCUGCCUCUCUGCGCCCUCCGCUUCGCCAACCGCCAGCGCGACGCCCGGAUCCUACUGGACCUCUAAUCCGGUCUGGGUGUGUUUCUGCUCCCCUUUGGAGAGCCAUCCUGCCCGCUGUGGACCAGAAAGCACAUCUGGUGCUCCUCCUCUGGCCGACACCAACCUGUUCCUGGAAGGGUUUCACUCCCAGCACGGGCGCGACAUGAGGCUGCGCGCUGCACAUGACAGUGUGCACUCUUAUCUGGGCUACGACGUGGCCACGUUAUGCUCCUGCUCCUGGUACAGCCUCCUCCACCCGCACGAUCUGUCACACGCCUCCGCUCAGCACCGAAGCCUGCGUAAGUGUUCACUCACAAAACACCCACGCGUACGCAGGAACAGCAACACCAUGCCUACUAGUGCCACACUGAGAAAACCAAGGGGGAAAAAAAUAGAGAGGAUGAUUAAUGGGAUUACUAAGUUGUGCUAUGACUCAACAGUGCGAGAGGGAGGAGAAGGCCGAGCAGAGAUGGUGGUGCGCCUGCAAGCUCAGGACCAGACGUGGGUUUGGCUCUACAUGGUGCUCCAGCUGCAGCCCGGAGACGUCCCUAUCAGCAGCAGCAACUACGUCAUCAGUGAGUCGGAGGCCUGGUCAGUGCGUCAACAGAUGAGCUCCGAGCAGACUAAGCUCAGCCUAGUCCUGAGCUCCGGCCCCUCCCAGCAGGAAAGUCUCCAGUCCCCCGACACCCUGUCCAGCCCCGACCAGGUGUUCACGCCCGGCAGCAGCGGCCUGUCGGGCCAGUCCUUCGACUUCAGUACGGCGGGCUGCAGCGUGGCCUCCUCCGACGAACGGGCGAGCUCCGCGACAGAGGCCAUGCAGGUGGAGGGGGAGCCUCGCUCCAGCAUCUCGUCCCUGGAGGAGGAGGUCUUUUUCCAGCCGCCUCCGGUGCGCAGCCCCUCGGCGGCGCCCUCUCCAACCCCGGUCACGGUGGAGACGGUGUCCGAUUUGGACUUUUUAACCCAGAACAUUCUCAUGCCACCCUCGUUCGAGCUGGACCCCCCUCUGCCGGCUCUCCCCCUGCCGCUCCCACCCAUGCCCACCUCGCAAACUCAGCAGACCAAAGAGUUUGUGUGCACGCCUCCUUACACCCCCCACAUUGGAGGGGCUAGCUUCCCGUUCGGGGAACCCCUCUUCAGCUUCGACCCCACCGGCACCACCACGCCUCCCCCGUCCGCCACCACGUCCACGGCCACCACCUCCAUGGCCGCUUCGGCUUCCUCCGCGGCGCCGCCCACUACCACCGCCUCCAGCCCCACACCGCCGACCAACCUGUCCACCAAGCUCCCCCUGAGCCUUCCCAACCUGUCCACGGAACUUCUCUUCGCAGUGGAUCCCUGCUGCGGAGCCCUGUACGAGAAACUGCCCCCCACGCCAGACAGCCCGGGGGACGGCGACUGCACGGUGAUGACCCUUCCCGAGGUUCGGGGUCCGCUCUACGUCGACGUGCCCUUGGGGCCUCUUCAGUGUCCCCCCGAGGGGCUCCUCACCCCCGAGGCGUCCCCUGGAAAACAACCUUGCCUCUCUUUCUUCUCCCUGGAGAGAGAGCGGGAGAAGGAGAGGGCGGAGAUCUCCCUGCUGGCCCAGCACAUCAGCUCCCUGGCCGAGGGGUUCUACCUGGACCCCCUCCUGUCCAAGCUAUCGCCUCCGUCCAUGUCCCCCUUGUCCAACCCUCCGUCUCCCUUCCAACCUCCUGCCGAGAUGCUUCGCGAAUUUUAUCCCAUCAAAGCGUGGCGAGGCCUGGACAUUCCCGUGUUCCUGGAGGACGACACCUCUCUGUUUGAAGAGAGCAUCCUGGACACCCUCCUCCAAGACGUGCCCCCUCGGUCCCCCUCACCGAUCCCCAACCCGGACCCAUCGAGCCCGGCGUCUCCUCAGACACCAGUGUGCUGGCACCAAGCCUCCCAGUUUGGGGGAGCGGGCCAAUUCUGUAGCGUCCAAUCGGCGCAACCUAACUUGGCGGACGGGUGCGGGGAGACCGACGAGGCCGCAAUGGAGGAGGAGAUGACGGAGGAAGCCAUGGAAAUGGAGGUGGCGUCAUCUCCCAUGACCUCGUGCUCCUCCAUACCGGCUUCUCCUCCGCUCAUCCUCACCGCCUCGCCGGGCCCCACUACUGCUGCCUCUACCACGCCGGUCGUCUCCCCCGCACCCACCGCCUCCUGCGCUCAGUCCCUCCUGGAGGAACUGGCCGUGCUGGAGCCCAUGUUUGGGGCAGGUGCCUCGAUCGCCCCUGGUUUAGGGCAACAACCUGAGUUGUAUCAACUCCAGUGUCAUCCAUCGCCACAGUGCUUCCACAAAGAUGGGAGUGGAAGCAUCCCUCCGUUCUAAAAUAAGUCUGUGACUUACUUCAUCAAGUAUGGCAUAUUGUCAUAUUUUGUGGAGACACACUUUUACUGCAAAGUAAAACAUAUUUAAGUGUAUAAAUAUACAUAAUGUAUAAAGGACUGAUGCCUACAUGUCUCUUCCGAGAACAAAAAAUGGGCUUUCUAUUUUUUGUUCCAUCAUUAAGCUGUAUUCUAUUAAACCUGGUGCAACAUUUAAAACAACAACAUGGACGCCCGACUGACUGAGUCCUGAGUCCAUGUGUUGUCCCCCGCUUCAGAUGCGCCAUCUGAACCCGUUAAGCGUUGUUUAACUUACAGACAUGCAUUUGUAUUCACUCGUAGUGAAAAAAUAUCUGUUGUGAACGUGGACAAAAAAAAAAAAAAAAAAAAAAGCUUUUUUUAAUAUAGAGUUGAUUUAUGACUUCUAGCACUUUUUUUGCCUGACGCAAACUCAAAACUCAAAAGGUACUCGAGUGUGAUAUUUACACACAUUUUGAAUUGAAAGCACACUCCCAAACUCUACUAAGCUUUUGUAUUCUGAGUUUGCGGCUUGAAAACCUUUAACAUUCCAUAUCUGUCUGUCCAUCUGAACUUGCGUUGACCUGUGCGAUGUGCAACAAACAAACAGAAAAAAAAAGCAUGUAAAGAGAUGCUGGCUUAUGCCACCUAUGCGCUCUUUCUUUGUACUGUAUAUUGUAUUUAGACUCUGAAUGUGGAC
Phyllopteryx taeniolatus (common seadragon) is the source of this 3938-nucleotide messenger RNA. It is a transcript of the gene npas4a, whose product is annotated as neuronal PAS domain protein 4a. The record is from RefSeq and is a predicted model, not a curated record. The transcript has 7 exons. Gene Ontology annotation, molecular function: DNA-binding transcription factor activity, RNA polymerase II-specific; protein dimerization activity; RNA polymerase II transcription regulatory region sequence-specific DNA binding. NCBI's taxonomy places the organism in Eukaryota, Metazoa, Chordata, Actinopteri, Syngnathiformes, Syngnathidae. Gene Ontology annotation, biological process: regulation of transcription by RNA polymerase II. Bases 333 to 3224 code for a protein of 963 amino acids.